Molecule: messenger RNA, 2570 nt
Organism: Sesamum indicum (sesame)
Lineage: Eukaryota; Viridiplantae; Streptophyta; Magnoliopsida; Lamiales; Pedaliaceae
Gene: MCCA
Product: methylcrotonyl-CoA carboxylase alpha chain
Cellular component (GO): mitochondrion
Molecular function (GO): methylcrotonoyl-CoA carboxylase activity; metal ion binding; ATP binding
Source: RefSeq, a predicted model, not a curated record
GUCAUUUAUUUCCUCCAUCAAAGAAUCGUCACACUUUACUGCGUGUGAGCUUCCAGACGAUGUCGUUCCUAGGUCUACUAAUCCGUCGAAGAGCCAGAGCUCUGCCGGUUGGGCGCAGAGAGUUCUCUUCCAGUGUGAGGGAUUCAGUCAGCCGAGCGAGUGGACGAAUAGAGAAGAUAUUGAUCGCCAAUAGAGGUGAAAUAGCGUGCAGGAUUAUUCGUACGGCCAAGCGCUUGGGGAUUCGGACUGUCGCGGUUUACAGCGACGCCGAUGAGAGCAGCUUGCAUGUUAAGUCUGCUGAUGAGGCCGUUAGGAUUGGACCCCCGCCUGCUCGGCUUAGCUACUUGAGCGCUACCACUAUUAUUGAGGCCGCUUCCAGAACCGGAGCUCAGGCUAUCCACCCAGGUUAUGGUUUCUUAUCAGAAAGCUCUGAGUUUGCCCAACUUUGUGAAGAUGAGGGUUUUAUAUUUAUUGGACCUCCUGCAUCGGCAAUUCGUGACAUGGGUGAUAAAAGUGCUUCAAAGAGAAUAAUGGGUGCGGCUGGAGUACCCCUAGUGCCUGGAUAUCAUGGUGACGAACAAGAUAUCGAUUUAAUGAAGUUAGAAGCAGAUAGAAUCGGAUAUCCUGUAUUGAUCAAGCCAACUCAUGGAGGUGGAGGGAAGGGUAUGAGAAUUGUGCAAAGUCCUAACGAUUUUGCUGAUGCAUUUGUUGGAGCACAACGAGAAGCUGCUGCGUCUUUUGGAAUCAACACAAUCCUGCUGGAGAAAUAUAUCACAAAACCGAGGCACAUAGAAGUCCAGAUCUUUGGGGACAAACACGGCAGUGUUAUACAUCUAAAUGAGAGAGAUUGCAGUGUGCAGAGGAGACACCAGAAGAUUAUUGAAGAAGCCCCUGCUCCAAACAUCAGCAAUGAUUUUCGGUCACACUUGGGUAAAGCGGCUGUAUCUGCAGCCAAGGCAGUCGGUUAUCACAAUGCUGGCACUGUUGAGUUUAUAGUUGAUACUCUUACCGGAGAAUUUUAUUUUAUGGAGAUGAACACCCGUCUUCAGGUUGAACAUCCUGUUACUGAGAUGAUUGUUGGUCAAGAUCUUGUGGAGUGGCAAAUACGUGUUGCUAAUGGAGAACCUCUUCCAGUUAGUCAAUCAGAUGUGCCCUUGUCAGGUCAUGCUUUUGAAGCCCGCAUAUAUGCUGAGAAUGUUCCAAAAGGAUUUCUCCCAGCAACUGGAAUUCUUCAUCACUAUCGUCCUGUUCAAGUUUCAUCCGAAGUUAGGGUUGAGACUGGAGUUGAGCAGGGAGACACAGUUAGCAUGCAUUAUGAUCCCAUGAUAGCUAAACUUGUAGUGUGGGGAGAAGAUCGAACAGGUGCAUUAAUCAAAAUGAAGGAUUGCCUGUCAACGUUUCAGGUUGCAGGUUUGCCAACCAAUAUAGAUUUUCUCUUAAAACUUGCAAACCAUGGAGCUUUUGAAAAUGGAGAAGUGGAAACCAAUUUCAUUGAUUUGCAUAAAGAUGAUCUGUUCAUUGAUCCAACUGAUCAGUUAUCAAAACAGCAAGUUUAUAAUGCUGCUAUACAUGGGGCUGCCAUUGCAGCUGCUUGUGUUUGUGAGAAGGAACAUGCAGUAACAAAAGAAGGCAGGCCUGGUAACCUUUCCUUGUGGUAUGCUAAUCCUCCUUUCCGAGUCAAUUAUUCUGCAAAACGUACAAUGGAGCUUGAGUGGGAAGAUGAAUCUAGCAACGGUAGCUCGAAAUUUGUACCAGUACAUAUCACUUAUCUGGGUGAAGGGAAAUAUCUAAUUGAGGUUGGAGGAAGUAGUUUUCCUGGUCUCAAGUUGAAUGUGGCGCACUUAAGAGACCAUGAUUUUAGAGUUGAACAUGGUGGUGUAAGCGUGAAUGUCAGCAUAGCUGUUUAUCAGAAGGAUCAGAUGGAGCAUAUUCACAUCUGGCAUGGAUCAUCCCAUUACCAUUUUAAACAGAGAAAAGGCCUUGACCUUGCUGAUAUCGAUGAAUCCUAUCAGAAGCCUGCUCCUGAGGCAUCCUCACAUCCACCUGGGACUGUUGUGGCUCCUAUGGCUGGUUUAGUAGUUAAAGUUUUGGUACAGGACGGUGCAAAAGUUGUAGAAGGGCAACCUAUAUUAGUCUUAGAAGCUAUGAAAAUGGAGCAUGUUGUGAAGGCACCAAGUGCUGGUUGCAUCAGCAGGCUUCGAGUCAGUGCCGGUCAACAGGUUUCGGAUGGUACAGUUCUAUUUGCUGUAAAGGACGGGUAAAAAUGUGGAAGAGAGGAUUAUUUGUGUGCACGAAUUGAAAAAAUCCCUCUGUUUUUAAUGUAUGGCAGAGAUGGACCAUGGGACCAGUAACCUAAUUGGACACAUACCUGUUUGUAAAUAUCACCAUCAGGUUCUUACCCCUGACCAUCACUUUGAAAAAUGUAAUAAAACCAAAAACUUUAUUGGUCUUUGAAAAGCCUGCAAAUAAUUUCCCAUGUUCAUUUUCUCUUCCUCUCUACAUUUGGUGGUUGUUUUCAAGAUAAUGUUGUUUCAAAUUGCUUUUUAGCAUUCUUGUUAUUCUUCUUGUUU